This is a messenger RNA of Ceratina calcarata, 2391 nucleotides long. It is a transcript of the gene Pp2A-29B, whose product is annotated as Protein phosphatase PP2A regulatory subunit A. The coding region runs from base 144 to 1916 and encodes 590 amino acids. Gene Ontology annotation, cellular component: cytosol; cytoplasm; nucleus. The transcript has 10 exons. Lineage: Eukaryota; Metazoa; Arthropoda; Insecta; Hymenoptera; Apidae. Gene Ontology annotation, biological process: protein dephosphorylation. The record is from RefSeq and is a predicted model, not a curated record. Gene Ontology annotation, molecular function: protein binding; protein phosphatase regulator activity.
CCCGUGCUGGCUUAUAUCGUCUCCGUGUGUAAAACUGUGUGCAUACUGCAUCCCAUUGUAUCAGUAAGUGUACCCCGCACUCCGCACACAGAAAAUACACCGUACACAGUUGUAUAGGUAUAGUUCAGGGGAUCGGCAGCAAAAUGGCAGCGUGCGACUCGACCACGGACGACAGCCUUUAUCCGAUCGCUGUUUUGAUCGACGAACUCAAAAACGAAGAUGUACAGUUACGGCUAAACUCGAUAAAGAAACUUUCGACGAUUGCCCUCGCCUUGGGCGUCGAAAGAACACGUAGCGAAUUGAUACCAUUUCUGACUGAGUCUAUGUACGACGAGGAUGAGGUUCUAUUGGCAUUGGCAGAACAACUUGGCCAGUUCACUCCUCUCGUCGGAGGUCCAGAAUAUGUACACUGUCUACUGAAACCUCUUGAAAGUUUGGCGACAGUCGAAGAGACUGUGGUUCGAGAUAAAGCAGUAGAGUCUUUGAGGACCAUCGCUGCUCAACACAGCCCGACAGAUUUGGAAGAGCAGUUCUUGCAGUUGAUAAUUCGUCUAGCGACAGGAGAUUGGUUUACAUCGAGAACAUCGGCAUGUGGUUUAUUCAGCGUUUGUUACCCGCGCGUCGGUCCAGCGGUCAAAGAAUGUUUGAGAAAUCAUUUUCGGAAUUUGUGCCAAGACGACACCCCAAUGGCUCGUCGGUCAGCCGCGUCGCAUUUAGGCGAAUUCGCGAAAGUGAUGGAACUCGAAUACGUGAAGGCAGAUUUGAUUCCGAUGUUCGUCAUUCUGGCGCAGGAUGAACAGGAUUCAGUACGCCUUCUGGGCAUCGAAGCUUGUGUCAGCAUUGCGACCCUGUUGCCGCAAGAGGAUGUAGAACAAUUACUUAUGCCCACGCUUAGACAAUGCGCCAGCGACCAGUCAUGGCGUGUACGUUACAUGGUAGCAGACAAAUUCACUGAUCUUCAGAAAGCUGUAGGUCCAGAGAUCACGAAAACGGAUCUCGUACCGGCGUUUCAAGUAUUAUUAAAAGACAUGGAAGCCGAAGUGCGAGCUGCUGCAGCCGAUAAAGUCCGCGACUUCUGUCAAAACCUCGACAAAUUCAAUCAAGAAUCUAUUAUUAUGAACAACAUAUUACCGAUAGUUAAGGAAUUAGUGUCAGAUCCGAACCAACACGUAAAAUCAGCUUUAGCCAGCGUCAUAAUGGGUCUUAGUCCAAUACUUGGAAAACACAACACGAUCGAACAUCUGUUACCUUUAUUUUUAACACAACUGAGAGACGAUUGUUCAGAAGUUCGUUUAAAUAUUAUCAGUAAUUUAGAAUGCGUCAACGAAGUGAUUGGGAUACAGCAACUUUCACAAUCGUUAUUACCAGCUAUCGUAGAAUUAGCUGAAGACUCGAAAUGGCGCGUACGAUACGCUAUCAUAGAAUACAUGCCACUGUUGGCUGGUCAGCUUGGAGUCGAAUUCUUCGACGAGAAAUUGAAUUCAUUAUGCAUGACUUGGUUGGUAGAUCACGUAUAUGCUAUUAGAGAAGCAGCCACGUUAAAUUUGAAGAAAUUAGUAGAAAAAUUCGGGCCUGAUUGGGCGCAGAACACCGUAAUACCCAAGGUUCUAGCAAUGUCGAGGGAUCAAAACUAUCUUCACAGGAUGACAUGCCUAUUUUGUAUUAACGUAUUGGCAGAAGUGUGCGGUCCGGAAAUAACUACUAGGGUGAUGCUCCCGACAGUACUUGGAAUGGCCACUGAUAAUGUCGCGAAUGUACGAUUUAACGUUGCUAAGACUCUCCAAAAGAUUGGGCCUUAUCUCGAGCCUUCUGCCGUACAGACACAGGUGAAGCCUGUGCUCGAUAAACUGAACACCGAUAGCGACGUGGACGUGAAAUACUUUGCUUCAGAAGCAAUCGCAGGCAUCGCAGCGUAGGUUGAACAAAAGAACGAAUGCAUUUAAAAUUUAUUCAUCAAUAUACAGAACCUCGAUAUCAAGAAGUAACCCGACGCGAACAUUUACAUUUACACGUGGCAACAAGUAAUAUUAUUGCACAGAUCAGAGCAGAUUUAAUGUCAGAGAAGGUAUGGAAAUGAAAUUAUUAGUUCAUAUUAAACAAUAUUCUUAAGUUCUGUUAUAUCUGUAUAUCUAUAAUUAUAUUAUUAAAUAUUCGAUUUAAUUGGUAACAUGUAUUUCUUAUGCGUACCUAAUUAAUUAUUUGAGAAAGUAACGUAGAAAGAGUACUCGGAAACAUUCCUGAAAUCAGACACCCUUUCAUUAGAAUCUGCUCUUCCACGUUCACCGAUCAAAAAUUUACUUUGCCUUUUAAUAAUCAAUAUUUUCAUUUGGUAUGUAACAUUGUUAAAUGUUGUCUUUGUAAACAUAACAAUAAAAUUAACAAUGUACAAUA